Messenger RNA from Prunus dulcis (almond), 822 nucleotides. RefSeq names its product F-box protein At2g26160-like. The transcript is spliced from 2 exons. The coding region runs from base 1 to 822 and encodes 273 amino acids. The record is from RefSeq and is a predicted model, not a curated record. NCBI's taxonomy places the organism in Eukaryota, Viridiplantae, Streptophyta, Magnoliopsida, Rosales, Rosaceae.
AUGGGCUCGGUUGUGGCGCAUAGCAAGGUAAGCCGCACGUGGGUAGCUGGCAGACUGGACAAUGGAUCUGAACAGAACCCUUCUUUUCUUCCUAAUGACUAUGAAGUAUUGGUCAUCUAUGAUGGCUAUGGGAAACAAAUAGCCCAUUUUAAGUCAGGGGACGAUGCUUGGACUAGCAUAGAUCAAGUGAUCGGAUUCGAUGAUGUAAUUUAUUAUAGAGGCCAGUUUCUAGGUGUUAGUUUGGGUGGUAGUGUUUUUUCGAUGAAUGUUAGCAGGGAUCAAACUACUAAACCCCGUGUAAGCUUACUUGUGCCAAUGGAUCCAGACACUGACAAUAAAACAUACCUUGUGAAAUCAUCCAAGGGAGAUCUUUUGCUGGUUAGGAAGUUCAAACGAGUAAAUUAUUUUAAGCGGUUUAUGAAGUCUCUCAACUUCAAGUUUUUCAAGUUUGAAAGGUUAAAGUUUGAACGAGUAAAUGUUUAUGAUCGUUUUACGGAGGCUCUGAGCUUCAAGGUUUUCAAGCUGUUCUGUGCUCAUGGGAAGAGACCCCAAUGGGUUGAGAUUGAAAGUAUUGGAAAUGAAGCUCUGUUUUUGGGUAGCAAUCAGUCCAUGUGUGUCUCCAUGCUGGACUUUUCAGGUUGUCAGCCAAAUUCCAUAUACUUCACUGAUGAUUGUGUGGAUGUAGAAUGCCAUAAACCUAAAGGGCCUCAUGACAUGGGUACCUUCAACUUGGAAAACAGAAGCAUGGGAACACAUUACUGCUUGGAUCGUUCGCAGAAGCACAUGCCACCAGCAAUUUGGAUCUUGCCCUCUAUGGUGUGA